Messenger RNA from Peronospora farinosa, 2124 nucleotides. The record is from the annotation of a GenBank genome assembly. Lineage: Eukaryota; Oomycota; Peronosporomycetes; Peronosporales; Peronosporaceae.
AUGGCGCUGCCUGCCAUCGGAGAAGACGCCAAGAUGCAGAGUAAAUUAUGCAACGUCAUACUCUCGCCCAUGUCCAAUAACGGGUCACGACAUUGCUCUCCGUCGCUGUCUCCACACUCGACUUCUGUGGUCGUAAAUGCUCUUAAAAAACCCAUAAAACCCAAACUGUUGUGUACCCCUAAAACCUUGAACCCAUUAAACCCAUGGGGAUAUGUAAUAAAACCCCAGGAACAAGACACUAUGAAUCUGAUACCAAUCCGUCGACGAUUUUACAGUUCGGACAUUAUUUUACGGAACAAUAGUGGAAUCAAGACUAAAUUCCAUCAUGAUUUGGAAUACGGACACGGGAUGGGAAUGAAAAACCCAAUUGGGUUAAAUGAUUUGUACAAGAAGAAUAUGGGAGAAGCAGAAUUUGAACCAGAACCACUUUUUGAUUCGAACCAUUGUUCAUUUAGACGAAGAACGUGUUCGGAAAAUUUCACCAAAAGUUCACGAGUUCCAUCGUCAUUUUUUCAACGAAUUAAUUCAUUUUAUAAUGUGGAUUUGGAGAAAUUUAAUCAUCGAGAAGAAUGGAAAGAGAAUCAGAUUGGAAACGAGAAUGAAGAGAAGAGUGUGGAGGAAGAUGCGGGGGAUUUGGUGAUGGUGAACAUUCAGGAAGAAAUACUUGAGGAGGAAGAAAUGUCCGUGUUUACUGGAUUUUUAGAUGGUUCGUGGUCGUCGCAGUCUUCAAGGAUACAGUACAAUGAAAUGGAAGGUGAAUCAGCAUCUGGAUCGAACCAUUCAGUUGAAAGUGAUGGAAAGAAUCUGGAGAAACUACGGAAUUUGCAAAAACUGUAUCAGGAAGGAUUUAUUACGGUGACAGAGUACAAGGACCGUCGUGUACAGCUGGUGGACGAAUUGAGUGAAGCUGAUCAAACAAUAGCUAAGACGUCGGAUUUGCUUUCGUUGGAGCUGCCCAUAGUCUACCGAGAACCACCUGACUUUUUGCUCUUGCGCGAACGUAGUGCCAUUAAACACGUAUUUGACUCGGAGCAUCGCACGUGGACUUCGUCGCGAAUUAAAGUAAAGAUCGAUGCGGAACCGUUUGCUAAUGGUGGGCUUCGUCAAGUGUUCCACCUCCAGGAUCUCAGUAUGCCACCUCCUGCUCUGAGGGUGGACGAUGUGUCCGAGGAUAGUGUGAUGUCAAAGUGCACUAGCUACGUGGCAAAAAUCGCCAUCGACCCGAAUGAAAAUCCAGACACGUACUUCAAGGACGUAGAGAUGCAGGCUGUGGCCGCCAAGUACGCCAAGUUGUACAACUCAUACAACCCACCGCGCCGAGUUGAGUUUUUAGAGGCAUGUAUACUUCAGCUGAUUCCCACCGGUGCUAGUGAAGCUGGCGACCAGACCAUUGAGAAUCUAACGCUUAGUGGCACAAUUUGCGGUGUGGAACCCUUCAUUGCUGGCGAGUACCACAAACACAACAAUAAUUAUGGCUACGUGAGCGAACUGGAACGCAACACACCACAGGCGUUUUCACACUUCACGUAUGAGGCGUCUGGACAACAGAUUAUUGUGGUCGAUAUCCAGGGAGUUGGUGAUCACUAUACAGACCCCCAAAUCCACUCAAGACGUGGCAAGGAAUUUGGAAAAGGCAAUUUGGCUCUGCGAGGUUUCGAGCGAUUUUUGGGCUCGCACCGGUGCAACCCAAUUUGUCGAUAUCUGAAACUUCCUUUGAUUAACCCAAAGGACGAGGAGGACAGACAGGUAGACCUGAAAGGUACAAUACCAGCGCAGAUGUACAUGAGCCAGCCGCGCGUUACAAUAGACCAAGUUGACUCCGUCUUGUGCCAUUACUAUGGUGAUUUGAAGGCUUUCAAGCGAUAUGCUGCGAAGAAGAAACGUGAGAAAAAGAAGCGUGGAAAGCAUCAUUCAAAGAGUCACAGUAAACGAGGUCAUGACGAGAAGUGGCAAGCGCAAGAGUUUGGUAUAGAAGCGAUAGGUGAUUGUGAUGACAGCGGAAGUAUUGAGCAUGCGGUUGGGGCACAACAGGCUGGCAACAAGUUUGCGGCUGCUCUAGUUGACCACCACCGAUCAUGUUCUUCGUUCGUAUGCGACGGCGUCUCGCUGUGUAUCGUGUCGUAA